CCACCACCAUCAUCAUCACCCAUGGCGCCAGAUAGCACCCGCCGUCCUCUGAAGAUUGUCGCCGGUGCUGAUGCCUUCGGCUGCAACCUCAAAGACGCCCUCGUCGCUCACCUCCGUUCGCUCGACAUCGAAGUUGAAGACAUCGGCACCGGAAAAUACUACUCCAUCGGUGAAGAAAUCGGCCGUCGCGUCAGCAGCGCCGCAAACUCUGAUGGCACUGCUACCAUCGAAACCCGUGGCCUCGUCGCUUGUGGCACCGGCGUCGGUGUCUCCAUCUUCGCCAACAAAUUUCCCGGCGUUUAUGCCGCCACAUGUGUAACAGCCGGCGAAGCUAGCAACGCUCGAUCCAUCAGCAAAUGCAACGUUCUUGCUGUCUCUGGGAUGAACACCACCCCUGAGACUGGCAUAGAAAUCCUCAAAUUUUGGCUUGAAACCCCCUUCAAAUCCCCUUGCCCUGCAUCAGGCAACAACCCGUGGCCCCAGGAAAUAGAAACCUUCCUCGACGAAUCGAUCUCCGAGAUGUCAAAGAUCGGAACUGAGGAGCCGGAGAAGCAGGAUACAUGUGCGAUUUGUUGUUUGGCUAAGAACAGGGAGUUUAGCCCUGUGGAAAUCAUGCCUGGUGGGUCGAUGAAGAUUGUCAGAGAGAGCCCAACAUCGGCUAUUGUGAGGUUUAAGGCUGGGAGUGUUGAACCGGCGCAUCAUCAUACGUUUGGGCAUGAUUUGGUUGUGAUGAAAGGGAGUAAGAGGGUUUGGAAUAUGAGUAAGGGGGAGAAAUAUGAUUUGGGGGUUGGUGAUUUCUUGUUUACCCCUGCAGGGGAUGUUCAUAGGGUGAAGUAUUUUGAAGAUACAGAGUUUUUCAUCAGGUGGGAUGGACAUUGGGAUAUUUUCUUGGACGAGGAACUUGAUGCAGCCAAAACAGCAAUUGAGAAGGACUUAAAUGCGUCUGUGUAACGUCUU
Telopea speciosissima is the source of this 957-nucleotide messenger RNA. RefSeq names its product DNA damage-repair/toleration protein DRT102. Lineage: Eukaryota; Viridiplantae; Streptophyta; Magnoliopsida; Proteales; Proteaceae. The transcript has a single exon. Bases 22 to 951 code for a protein of 309 amino acids. The record is from RefSeq and is a predicted model, not a curated record. Gene Ontology annotation, molecular function: isomerase activity. Gene Ontology annotation, biological process: carbohydrate metabolic process.